Messenger RNA from Macadamia integrifolia, 1669 nucleotides. Its product is annotated as double-stranded RNA-binding protein 2-like. The transcript is spliced from 3 exons. Gene Ontology annotation, molecular function: double-stranded RNA binding. The record is from RefSeq and is a predicted model, not a curated record. NCBI's taxonomy places the organism in Eukaryota, Viridiplantae, Streptophyta, Magnoliopsida, Proteales, Proteaceae. Bases 299 to 1468 code for a protein of 389 amino acids.
GGCCCCCACUGUCUGUAAACCGCAAAGUGCAGAUCGUCUUCCACUAUCUCUUCUGCUACAACUCUAUAUCAUAGGAGAAGGCUUGAAAAAACCCUAAAAACCUGGAAAUUUUUCAUUCUUUCCCGUCAAUCCGCCGAAAAACCCUAGUUUUCCUACAUUUUUUAGCUCAAAACCGUCGAUCGGAUCAGAGAGCUCAGGGGCAGUUGUGCCACGAGGCUUCAUAGUUGCAGAAGCGGGUUUUUGAGAUGAAGAUUUAAGAGAGUGAGUGGGUAAAGAGUGUAAGGAGAGGAAGGACGAGAUGUAUAAGAACCAGCUUCAGGAGCUGGCGCAGAGGAGCUGCUUUAAUCUUCCAUCAUAUACGUGUAUAAGGGAAGGACCUGAUCACGCGCCGAGAUUUAAGGCGACUGUUAACUUUAACGGUGAGAUCUUCGACAGCCCCAACUAUUGUACGACUUUGAGACAAGCUGAGCACUCGGCGGCCGAGGUGGCGCUCAAUUCUCUCUCCAACAGAGGCCCCUCACAUUCUCUAGCCGCCAGGAUACUGGAUGAGACUGGUGUCUACAAAAACCUCUUACAAGAGAUUGCACAAAGAGUUGGAGCACCUUUGCCUCAAUACAAAACUUUCCGGUCAGGUCUUGGGCACCUACCUGUAUUUACUUGCAUGGUAGAGCUGGCUGGGAUUACAUUCACAGGUGAACCUGCCAAGAACAAGAAGCAAGCCGAAAAGAAUGCAGCCAUGGCAGCAUGGUCAUCUCUGAAACAAUUGGCACGGGAAGCUGUAAGUUCAUCCUCUGAGACAGAGAACAACGAUGAGCAAGAACAAAUCACCAUAGCACGGGCACUAUUAAAUUACCGUCUGAAGGAAAAGAUUGUGGCAAACUCUUCUGAUGCCCCAAUUCCAUUCUCAAAGAAAUUCCCAAUGCAAAAUCUGAGACCAUCGAGUACACAGCCUCCCCCUGUUAUGACCUCGAAAAUACUCCCAUUAAUCCGUCCGAAGACAGCUCCACGGACCAGACCGGUGGUGUCUUCAACAGAAAGAGAAAAUCCCCAACCAUCACAGUCCUUGCCACCUGAAAAUCGUGGAGUUCGGCCACAGAUAUUACCUGCAGGAAGAGCAGCUCCAUACAUUCCUGCCAGGCAUUUCAGGCCAUACCAUGGGAUGGCACCACCAGUGACAGUAAGGACUGCAGUACCUGUUUUCUCUGCCCCGCCAAUCCCCCGACCGCUCACCCAUCCUCAAGUAAUGGGGCCACCACCAAUUCAUGUUGCCCCACCAGUCCACAUCAGGCAGGCAGUGCCAGUGUUUGCCACUCCACCCCUUCCUAUAAAGGAACUGCCAUCUUCGAAGGUUUCUUCCACGCCAAUCAUGCCAUCAUCAGAUCAGAUAGAGGAGACAGGAAGCUCAAUAACUGGGAAUGACCUGCUAGAACCUGUUGCAGCAGAGGGUAUGAAACAGCUCAAAAUCUGAUGUUGGUAGGGGGAGUAUUGGAAUCCUGAAGGAACUGUUUCUGAUUUUAUUCUGGGUUGUGGGUGGUUUUCUGUGUAUUUUUUCCACACCUUUCAAGUGGUCUUCUUAUGAGAAACUACAUUGUCUUAAGAUGCAUUAGCAUUAGAUAUAAGCAACCUGAAGUUUUGGCGAUGCUACUAUUCGACCACUAGUUUUAUUUCU